Molecule: messenger RNA, 1744 nt
Organism: Carica papaya (papaya)
Lineage: Eukaryota; Viridiplantae; Streptophyta; Magnoliopsida; Brassicales; Caricaceae
Source: RefSeq, a predicted model, not a curated record
CAACUAAAGAUCCAACAUUAAUGGCCUUUAAUUACCUUACGUGUCAGCAUCUUAUUAGGUUGUUAUGUCACGGACGUGGUAACUUUAACACGGCCGCCUCCUUUUUCUUUCAUGUUCAUUUCUUUUAAUUCUGGUUCGUCGUUACAACAAACCCCAGCAGUUUUAUUGACUCGUACAAGAGAGCCACCGGUUAGUUCCGGUGACCUUAAAAUUGAUUUCCGAAAAUACCCCUCGUUUUAUUCUCCGGAGUUUCGUAUUUAACAAGGGUAAUUUGGUAAGUUUGGAAAGAGCGAAUAAAUACAGAAACGCGCAUGUUACAUGUAUGUCCCUUGAUGCAUACUCUUUAAUUAGGUUUUUAUUUAUUGUUAUUUUGCCGUUUUAAGAGAAAAAUAAAUAAAUUAAUUCAUUAUUGUUUUUGUAUAUAUCUGUUGAUGAUGGUGGUGGUGGUGGAAGAAUGCUUGUCACCUGGCUAUUUCAUCACAUAAGAGGAGGAGAAAUCGUGUUUUCCUCUGUUUUCUUUCGUUUUUGUGGGGGAUUGUAAUGGAGAGACAUAAAUGUAGGUUGUGCUUCAAGAGCUUCUCUAAUGGCAGAGCUUUGGGAGGUCACAUGAGGUCUCACAUGUUGAAUCUUCCAAUCCCACCAAAGCCCCAAGUUGAAGUAGAAGAACAAGUGAAAGAAGAAGAAGAAGAAGAUGUCAAUCAAGUGAGUGAAGAUGCAGAGUCAGCUUCUUCGUCGUCAUCUUCUUCCGAGGAAGAAGAAGGUGGAGAAGAGAAAGGUCAGUUUUAUGGAUUAAGAGAGAAUCCAAAGAGGAGUAUUCGACUGGGGGAUCCUGAGUUUUCUUUUGCUGCAGUUGAUGCUGGCUCUGUUAUCCUUCAAGACAGAGAAAGCGAGACUGAGUCAUCCAAAAAUCCAACUCGGAGACGAUCCAAGCGGACAGGGAAAUCGGAACAUCAUCAUCGUCGAUUUGAAGAAAAUGCCAAGAAAUUCAAAUCCAACCCACCGAGUGCUACCAAAUCAGAGUCAUGGGCAGAGCCUGAACCCGUGAGUUCCAUCUCUGGUACUACCACGGAAGAAGAUGUCGCUUUCUGUUUGAUGAUGCUUUCGAGAGACAACAAAUGGAAGAACAGAGUAGAAGAAGAUGAAGAUCAACAACGCGGAGAAGCUGAAAAAUCCAUGGAGGAAACCGACGAAUCCUACGGCUUCAAAUCAAUCAAAACUCCAAAUCGAGGAAAAUACAAAUGCGAAACGUGUAAAAAAGUAUUUAAAUCAUAUCAAGCACUUGGCGGACACCGUGCGAGCCACAAGAAAAACAAACAAUCGAAUGAACCUCAAAUGGGACAAGAAAAUGCAGCUGGUACUUGCUCAUCAACGGCGGAGAAGAAAAUCCACGAAUGUCCAGUGUGUUUGAGGAUAUUUUCUUCGGGUCAAGCCCUCGGUGGCCAUAAACGAUCACACGGUGUGAGUUUAGUAGAAACGCCUGCAAAGAGUUGUACGAGCUUCAUAGAUCUUAAUCUUCCUGCUCCCAUUGACGAUGAGGAGUUGAGCCAAAUCGAGCUGUCCGCAGUUUCCGAUGCUGAAUUUGUGAACCAGAUGAAUCGAUAACGAAGUGUUGGACUGGGUUUUCUCCUUUUAAGUGAAAUUUGAAGACAAUGGAUGAUAAAAGAAAGGUCCAGCAUUGUCUUUGGCGUGAUUCUCGCUCUCUCCUGCAUUCUUUUUCAUUUCUUUCCUUUUUCUUUAUUUGCAG